Molecule: messenger RNA, 2882 nt
Organism: Sinocyclocheilus rhinocerous
Lineage: Eukaryota; Metazoa; Chordata; Actinopteri; Cypriniformes; Cyprinidae
Gene: crispld2
Product: cysteine-rich secretory protein LCCL domain containing 2
Exons: 14
Coding region: 169-1695 (508 amino acids)
Cellular component (GO): extracellular region
Source: RefSeq, a predicted model, not a curated record
UAAACACAUGGACGUGUGUUUACUAUCCAGCGUUUGCUCCGACAACUUUCCCAACGCUUGUCCUCAUGGAAACCAUAUUUCUUUCCAGAUUUUUCAGAAUAGAGCCCUGAAGACACGCUCACACAAGGCAGUCUACUGUACUCCGACCCUGAAAGCAUCACCGCUGCCAUGCACAGGCUUGUUUCCAUUGCCCUGCUAUUCCUGGGUGCCAGUUUGGCUGCUUCCCUCUUCCUUCCUGACUCUCUGGAGCUGAGGCAACUGAUGCAACGCUACCAGGACGAGCUGGAGCCCAACGACACAAAAGCUGAUGCGCCUUUACGCACUCGCAGAGCCAUCAGGUGGUCAGACAGAGAGGAGAUCCUGCAACUGCACAACAAGCUGAGAGGAGAGGUGUACCCGACCGCCUCCAACAUGGAGUACAUGGUUUGGGACGAUGAACUGGAGAAGUCAGCGACCUACUGGGCAGAACAGUGCCAGUGGGAACAUGGACCUAAAGACCUACUGAUGUCCAUCGGGCAGAACCUGGCAGUGCACUGGGGAAGGUACCGCUCUCCGGCCUACCAUGUGCAGGCCUGGUACGACGAGGUGAAGGACUACACCUACCCUUACCCACAUGAGUGUAACCCCUGGUGCCCUGAGCGCUGCUCUGGACCCAUGUGCACCCACUACACACAACUGGUCUGGGCCACGACCAACCGUGUCGGCUGUGCUGUUCACACGUGUCCCCGUAUGAACGUAUGGGGAGAAAUCUGGGAGAAUGCCAUCUAUCUCGUCUGCAACUACUCACCCAAGGGGAACUGGAUCGGGGAAGCCCCUUACCAACAUGGCCGCCCCUGUUCCCAGUGCCCACCAAGCUAUGGAGGAGGAUGCAGAGACAACCUCUGCUACAAGGGAGAGCCUGAACGUCAUGAGUCUCCAGAUAUGAAUGAGGUGGAGAAGCCGCAGGAGCCAGUACAGCCUCGAACUACUCCAACUAAGCCUCAGUCCAAACCCUCUUUGCCCCAAAAACCUGCAAAUGCCAAUCCUUCCUCAACCAAGACUACAAGAACUACCUAUCUAGCACAAAACAUUAAGUGUGAGACAAAAAUGAGGGACAAAUGUAAAGGAGCAGCCUGCAACAGGUACAACUGCCCAGGAAACUGCUUAAAUAAGAAGGGGAAAGUGUGGGGAACACUGUACUAUGAUGUUCAAUCGAGUAUUUGCCGUGCUGCUAUCCACUAUGGAAUAAUUGACAACAAUGGAGGCCUUGUGGAUGUUACAAGAAAAGACAACUUCCCAUUCUUUGUAAAGGCAACCAAGAAUGGCGUAGAAUCAUUCAGUAAAUACAAACCUGGCAAUGCAUUUACAGUGUCGAGAGUGGAAGAGCAAACAAUAGACUGCUACACAACAGUGGCUGAGAUUUGUCCCUUCAAGGCAUCCACCUCUCAUUGUCCAAGAGUCUUCUGCCCAGCUAAUUGCAUAAACGAACCGUCAUAUUGGGCUCCAGUGGUUGGCAGCAACAUCUACGGAGAUGGCUCCAGUAUCUGCCGAGCAGCUCUCCACGCUGGAGUGAUCAAAGCCAGCGGCGGCUAUGUGGACCUCCUGGCUCUGGAUAAGAGGAAAAGCUACACCGGGACCUUGAAGAAUGGCAUCCAGUCCGAGAGUAAAACCAAUACAGAAGGCGGUUCGUUCCGUGUCUUCGCUGUUAGAGAGUGAGACGGCACUGACGGGAUAAAAAAGUCGAAAGUCAGGAUAUAUCAAAUGAAAUGCAACUUUUGGACGAAAGAGACAUUUACAGAAGACCAACGGAUCUGUCAAAGUCUGCUAGCUCAAUCCAUGGGCUUCCAAAGGUUUUAUAUACAAUUGUGAACAAUAUUUUUGACCACACAUGCAACUCUUAACAGAAUGCAGUGUGGUAGAAAUGGUAUUUUAACAGCGGUGCUGGUUUUAAUCGUUGUUGUUUUUUAGAUCCAAGUAAGUCCGUUUAUUUUUUCGAUUAUAUUCUAUUAGUCUUGAAUACAAGCAAAUUCUCUCAUUUCCAUACAAAAUGCAUAUUGAUUACACUGCAUUUAAUCUGUACAGAUGUUUUGUUGAUUUAUCAGGCUCGUUGCGUGUUUCUCAUUUUUUGCUUUAUUUCAUAAAUCAUUUUUGGAAGCCGGAGCUGGAAUAGAACAGUGUGUAAUAGUCACACUCACUUUUUUGCUUUGAGAGUUAUUGUUCCCAUUCAGUUUAUCUAUAGUAACAAAAUCCAACCAUCUCCACGAUGAAUCAUAAAAUUACAAACAUAAUAUGAAAAUAUAAUUCUGAGCUCAGAGCUCAUGGUACGUCUGUCUCAAAAGUUUAUGCUUUAUUGUUAAAAUCAAUUGCUCUAUGAGGAAAAUGAGUGGGAUUUUUACUUCCGGAAACUUUUGCGCUCUAUUGCAAUAGUAGUUGAGUGCAGUGGGGGGGGGGUUUAUUGGACCUGAAGUGGGCAAACAGAUGCUUCGCAGAGAAAUGGCAAAGAAACAGAGGCAAACCUCCAAGCAAAAGAAACCUUCCCUUCAUAAUGCAUGCAAGUCUUCCAGAGUCAACAGUACUCAGACAUUAUAGUAAAGGUGCACAAACACUGAAACAAUGUUCAAUCCCAGGAGGAUUCAGUCACAGAGUGCAUGUUUAGGCUCAUCUUUCAUUAUGGUACCUUCAUUUUUGUUAUUUAUUAUUAUGCCUCCUUUAACCCCUGCUCAGAACUGCAAAUUCUGUGGAACAGAACCAAAUAUUUAUGAAUGCUCGCUUGAGAAUCGAACGUCUGUCAGCGUCUAACAUAUUCCUGUUUGGUUAAAUGUUAUACACAACCCAGAGCUUGUCAUUACUGCUAAAAGCGAUUUCAUUAGAAGUUGAACUUUAUUUUUUAUUUCGCACGAAAU